Malus domestica (apple) is the source of this 1123-nucleotide messenger RNA. RefSeq lists its product as uncharacterized. The record is from RefSeq and is a predicted model, not a curated record. NCBI's taxonomy places the organism in Eukaryota, Viridiplantae, Streptophyta, Magnoliopsida, Rosales, Rosaceae.
UCACCAAAGGAUCCGUUCCUGUUGGCUAUUUCCGGACUUCCAGGACUCUUACGUAAUGGCCAAACCCUUUCCCUCAACCUCUCCCUCACCAUCGCAAUCUCCUUCUCUCUCCCUCUAAGCUCCAGCCAUGGGCGAACCAUUCGUCGCAUGCCCACCACCAUGUAACGUAAUCCAGAUCCCGAAUCCAGAAUUCAUCCAGAGCCAGGAUCAGGAGCAGAUCCCGCCUCCACCGAAUGAAGACGAGCUGGCGAUUCCGGGCAGACUCCAUUGGCACUGGUUCGACGAAGAAGAAGAGCAUCUAAUGGGUGGCGAAGAUCUGCCCGGGGUGUCUUACGUCCUCGAGGAUAGCUAUGAAGCCCAAAUGGCUGCUAGAGAGAAGACGAGUAAGAUAAUGGCGCAAAGAUUGGCACGAACAUCUCCCGAAGAUAAAGAAAACUGGGAUUAUUUGGUCAGUCGAGUCAGUUGGAAGCCAAAACAUGGACAAUGGCUUUGUCUCGUCAAAGAGCUGCCCAAUUGUUUGUAUUGUAGAAUUUGUUGUACUGUUGGCCACAAGACUCAGGACUGCCCAGAUAAUGAUGGCUCUCAUGAUCCUGCCUUUGUUUACAUGAUAUGUGGUAUUUGUUCAAGACGGGGUCACUGGGGUAACACCUGCCCAUACCAGUACUAUGUCCCAAGGAACGCAGCAGUUGGCCCUGGCGGUAGACUAGUCUGCAGGUGUUGUGAGAAAGAGGGUGGACACUCGGACCCUGAUGACGAUGAAUGGAUCGGAGUUGCUUUUGUGAAUGAUUGUGGGACUUGUGGUGCUGUUGGCAAGCACCGGUCUGAAGACUGCCCCAAGAAAGAGGGAACAGGGAAAAUCGACCGGAAGACUGCCCUGAGAAAGAAGAAACAAACUUCCGUCCCAAGAAAGAAGAAACAUGGAUAAUUGAAAGAAGACAGCCCCAAGAAACAAGGAACAAAUAUGGUUGGUACUGGCCAAGCGGUCUACCUUUUAUAUUAGUUAGAAACAACUUUAUAUAUAUUUCUCACUGUUUCUUAUACAUUAUUAUUCUGGUUUUAAUCUAAACUUAUCAACUUACAGUCUCUUGAAUCCUAUACAUUUUGAUAAAUAUUUCAAAAAAUA